Messenger RNA from Eruca vesicaria subsp. sativa (arugula), 258 nucleotides. The record is from the annotation of a GenBank genome assembly. NCBI's taxonomy places the organism in Eukaryota, Viridiplantae, Streptophyta, Magnoliopsida, Brassicales, Brassicaceae.
AUGAGUCUAUUGAUGGGACAACCUCAGCAAAUGAGUUAUGCUCAAGAUCUUCCAAGCGUUGCUUCCAUGGACGACAAUAACAACCGCUACCACCAACUACCAAUCACCAGUCAGAUGCCUUCUACCACUACUACCACCAACAGCAUCAACGCCGCCCCCGAUCUUCUGGUCAUAGCAUCAACAAUAAGUGUUGGCCAAGAAGGUUUGGUUUGGACUGAAAGUUCUUUUCUUAAGGCCGUGGAGGAAGAAUGCAACUAA